AUGCCCACACCUGAAGAUCGUGAAAAAGGCCAACCUCUAGCAUACCCAGAAGCUGUUCUCUUGAUCCAUUCUAGCAAGCCUCAGCUUACUGGAGAGGUGGAUGACAAGUACCAAUACUCCAUGGAACACAAAGACAGCAUUUCAGAUUGCUCUGCUGCUGAAUUUUUCAUUCCUGACCCUAUGCCUAAUCUCAUAAAUAAAUUAUUAGUUGGUAAACCAAGUCAUACGUUUAGACAAUAUAGAUUAUGGGAUCGAUACACUGAUUUAUUUCCUACCAAUGAUCUCGUUCACAAUGUGGCCACAGACAAUUAUAGUAAAGACCGGUUCUUUGCUCACGUUCCUAGGCGUACAAACAAUAUGAAUCAACCAACCACGUGGCAGAUUAUUUUUGAGCUAAAAAAUGUGAUUCAAAAUGGAAAUUAUACGCUCCAAGCAGCCCUAGCAGCUGCCAAUAGAGCAGAUUUGCAGCUUCCAGAAGAAAAUGAAAAACUAUUCUCCAUGUCUGUACUUGGGGAUAUUUGGAUGCAUAUGGCUUCCAAAUAUCAUGCAAGUGAGUUUUUGUUCUCGAUUAACAUCACAGAGGUGGUGAUCGAUAAUGGCAUUGUCGAAGUUACUCUAUCAAAACCGAAGGGUUUUGUGACAGGAGUAAAAUAUAAAGGAAUUAAUAAUGUACUUGAUAUCCAAGAUUCAGAAGAUAAUCGAGGGUACUGGGAUGUUGUCUGGUACAAGCCAGGAAGGGUUGACAUCUUUGACAGGAUGGAAGGAACAAAUUACACAGUUAUAAUGGCAGACGAAAACCAAGUGGAAGUUUCAUUCACCAGAAGAUGGGAUGUUUCUAUUGAUAGUAACAUAGUUCCUCUCAACAUAGACAAAAGGUUCAUAAUGCGGCGUGGAAGCUCAGGAUUUUAUGCCUAUGCUAUAUUAGAACGUUUAGAAGGAUGGCCUGAUGUGAAUAUGGAUCAAAUUCGGAUUGUUUUCAAACUUCAAACUAACAAGUUUAACUACAUGGCGAUAUCGGAUAAGAAACAAAGGAUCAUGCCAACACUUGAAGACCGUGCAAGAGGCCAACCUCUAGCAUACCCUGAAGCUGUUCUCCUAACUCAUCCCAGCAACCCUCAGCUUACUGGAGAGGUGGAUGACAAGUACGAAUACUCUAUGGAACACAAAGAGAGUAAGUUAUAUGGGUGGAUAUCAGAUGAUAAAUCAGUAGGGUUUUGGAUGAUCAGACCAAGUGAUGAGUUCUGUAAUGGUGGACCAAUCAAACAAGACUUGACUUCUCAUGCUGGUCCUAUUGUUCUAUCUAUGUUUACAAGCACUCAUUAUGGUGGGAAGGAUAUCAAUACACAAUAUCGAAAAGAAGAGCAAUGGAAAAAGGUUUUUGGGCCUGUCUUUAUUUAUCUCAACUCUAAUAGGGCUAAUGGAGCUUAUAAAACACUUUGGAAAGAUGCUAAAAGACAGAUGUCAAUAGAAGUGGAAAGUUGGCCGUACGAUUUCCCUCAAUCGAAAGAUUUUCCUCAUUCAAAUAAUCGAGCAACUGUUGAAGGCCAAUUGAUCAUACACGAUGAAGGUGUCUCAAAAUUGGCAAGUUCUGCACAUGUAGGCUUAGCAGCCCCAGGAGAUGCAGGCUCUUGGCAAUUUGAAUCCAAGGGUUAUCAGUUUUGGACAAGAGCCAAUAAGAAGGGAUUCUUUUCAAUUAAAAAUGUCAGAGCUGGAAUUUAUAAUUUAUAUGCAUGGGUUCCUGGUUUUAUUGGAAAUUAUAUGUACAAAUGGAGAAUUUCCAUUAAACAAGGAAGCAAGAUAAUACUAGGUGUCCUUAAGUAUAUUCCUCCAAGAAAUGGUCCUACGCUUUGGGAAAUAGGCAUUCCUAAUCGGUCUGCUACCGAAUUUUUUAUACCUGAUCCUAAGCCUACACUCGAAAAUAAAUUAUUCAUUAAUAAACCGCAUGAUAAGUUUAGGCAAUAUGGAUUAUGGGAUCGGUACAGUAAUUUAUUUCCUUCGAAUGAUCUCAUAUACCAUGUAGGCAAAGGCAAUUAUACUCAAGAUUGGUUCUUUGCUCAUGUCCCCAGGCGUAAAAACAAUAUCAUGCUUCAACCAACCACAUGGCGAAUUAUUUUUGAGCUGAAAAAUGUUGUCCAAAAGGGAAAUUAUACACUCCAAAUAGCCUUAGCAUCCGCCAAUAUAGCUGAUAUACAGGUGAGGGUCAACAAUCCAAGAGCCACAAGACCAGUAUUCUUGACAGGGCAAAUAGGGAGGGAUGAUGCAAUUGCAAGACAUGGAAUUCAUGGACUAUAUUGGUUAUUUACCAUUAACGUUCCUAGUUCUUUUCUUUUUAAUGGACCCAACACAAUUUAUCUUACUCAGUCCAAAGCUUACUCUCCUUUUUGUGGUGUAAUGUAUGAUUAUAUUCGCUUUGAAGGACCACCAAAAAUUAAAAUUGUUAAUUGA
Molecule: messenger RNA, 2445 nt
Organism: Manihot esculenta (cassava)
Lineage: Eukaryota; Viridiplantae; Streptophyta; Magnoliopsida; Malpighiales; Euphorbiaceae
Product: probable rhamnogalacturonate lyase C
Exons: 20
Coding region: 1-2445 (814 amino acids)
Biological process (GO): carbohydrate metabolic process
Molecular function (GO): carbohydrate binding; catalytic activity
Source: RefSeq, a predicted model, not a curated record